Serinus canaria (Common canary) is the source of this 7113-nucleotide messenger RNA. RefSeq names its product beta-1,4-mannosyl-glycoprotein 4-beta-N-acetylglucosaminyltransferase (gene MGAT3). The transcript has 2 exons. The coding region runs from base 460 to 1968 and encodes 502 amino acids. Gene Ontology annotation, biological process: protein N-linked glycosylation; N-acetylglucosamine metabolic process. Gene Ontology annotation, cellular component: membrane. Lineage: Eukaryota; Metazoa; Chordata; Aves; Passeriformes; Fringillidae. Gene Ontology annotation, molecular function: beta-1,4-mannosylglycoprotein 4-beta-N-acetylglucosaminyltransferase activity. The record is from RefSeq and is a predicted model, not a curated record.
UCUUCAAGGCUUGGGGGUAAUUUUUAUCUUGGGAUGUUGCUGCAUGUCUCCUGCACGAGGCUGAAGCCGUGGCAGGCGGGUUUGGAGCACAGCUGAGGCACUGAUGCAAAUCAGCCUCGCUGCACAGCGGCUCGCAGCUGUGACACCUGGGAGCUAAGCACAGGUAUCCCCGGGCUCGGCGUGCGGAUAUGGACCUGGACAGACAGCACGGCAAAGAGUCCUGAAAGGGAGUCUCUCUCCUAGAUGCUGAGCCCUUUAAGAAGGGGAAGGUAGGCUAGAGCUGUGAGAUUUUAAGCUGGCUGUGCUGAGGCUGAAGAAAGGGCUACUACGGUAGUGCUUUCAGUUCUUCCUUCCUCUAACGCAGACCCAUCUAGCUGGGCAGCAGGGAGAAGGAGGAGGAUGGAGGCCUGUGCAGGCUGAGCACGGACAGAUCUUGGAGGCUGCGGCAGCUAGGAAAGGAUGAAGAUGAGACGCCAUAAACUCUUUCUGACUCUCUGCAUGGCUGGUCUCUGCCUCAUCUCCUUCUUGCACUUCCUCAAGGCCCUUUCCUAUGUCACCUUCCCCAGGGAGCUGGCUUCACUUAGUCCCAACCUCGUCUCCAGCUUCUUCUGGAACAAUGCCCCCGUCACGCCUCAGGUCAGCCCUGAGCCAGGGGGCGCAGAGUUCCUGCGCACACCCCUGUACUCCCACUCCCCCUUGCUCCAGCCCCUGUCUCCCAGCAGAGCCAGCGAAGAGCUGCACAAGGUUGAGUUUGUGCUGCCAGAAGACUCAACGGAAUACUUUGUCCGUACCAAAGCCGGUGGCAUUUGCUUUAAGCCAGGCACCAAGGUGUUGGAGAAGCCCCCCGCGGGAGGCCGGCAGGAGGAGCGAGCGGAUGGUGCGGCCUCGGGGCGGCCGGCUCGGAAGCCGCUGAGCGCCGGUGGAGCCAAGCGGCGCAAGUGGGUGGAAUGCGUGUGUCUGCCAGGCUGGCACGGCCCCAGCUGUGGGGUCCCCACCGUGGUCCAGUACUCCAACCUGCCCACCAAGGACCGCCUCGUGCCGCGGGAGAUCCCCCGGCGGGUAAUCAAUGCCAUCAACGUCAACCACGAGUUCGACCUGCUGGAUGUCCGCUUCCAUGAGCUGGGAGACGUGGUGGAUGCUUUCGUGGUGUGCGAGUCCAACUUCACAGCGUACGGAGAGCCGCGGCCCCUCAAGUUCCGCGAGAUGCUCCUCAACGGCUCCUUUGACUACAUCCGCCACAAGGUGCUCUACGUUUUCCUGGACCACUUCCCGCCCGGCGGCCGCCAGGACGGCUGGAUCGCUGACGAUUACCUGCGCACCUUCCUCACCCGGGACGGCAUCUCCCGCCUCCGCAACCUGCGCCCGGACGAUGUCUUCAUCAUCGAUGACGCUGAUGAGAUCCCGGCCCGUGAUGGCGUGCUCUUCCUCAAGCUCUACGACGGCUGGACAGAGCCCUUCGCCUUCCACAUGCGCAAGUCGCUCUAUGGCUUCUUCUGGAAGCAACCAGGCACAUUGGAGGUGGUCUCAGGCUGCACCAUGGGCAUGCUGCAGGCCGUCUAUGCUACAGACGGGAUACGUUUGCGACGCCGUGAUUACUACACCAUGCCCGGGUUUCGGCAGUACGAGAACAGCACGGGACACAUCCUGGUGCAGUGGUCGCUGGGCAGCCCUCUCCACUUUGCUGGCUGGCACUGCUCCUGGUGUUUCACCCCAGAGGGGAUCUACUUCAAACUGGUGUCAGCCCAGAAUGGGGACUUUCCCCGCUGGGGUGACUACGAGGAUAAACGAGACCUCAAUUAUAUCCGGGAGCUGAUCCGGACUGGUGGCUGGUUUGAUGGUACAAUGCAGGAGUAUCCCCCUGCUGACCCCAAGGAGCAGAUGUAUGCUCCCAAGUACCUGCUCAAGAACUACCAGCGGUUCCGCUACUUGUUGGAGAACCCCUACCGAAAGGCCGAGGGUGCUGGGUGAGGCCACCGGGUGGGAAAUCGGAACUUUGCAACAAAGGGAAAGAGUCGGGUGUUUUCGUCUGUUACUUUUCUUCUUUUGUUUCCUUUGUUUAUGGGCAGGGUGUGCUGUUUUUGUGGGGUCUCUGUCCUCCCUCACUUCCUGUUCUUCUUCCCUUCAUCCCAGGGUGAUGCCCGGGAACCCAAAUUCCUCAGUCACGUGAAGGGAGACCUGAACAGGAGGAAGAGAGUUGGUGAGGACCCGCUCUGUAGUAGCAUAAAGACUUCCUUCCAUCUUUUGAGCCUCUCCUGCUGGCUGGAGAGAAUCUCUGCAGCCAGCUGGCAGAUUUUCCUCUGGGGGAGGCUGAGAGGAUCCCAUGGGGAGAGAGGGCAGCUGUUCCCAUCCACCCUCAUCCUUUGUGGAUUGGAGCAAGCAUAGAAGCAAGCCUGGGCUGUUUAGCGAGCGUGUGAGUCAGCACAAACUCUUGUGAGUGGUUGUGUGUGCAGAUGUGUGUCACUGGCAUUUUUUGGAUGAGUGAAUGUGCAAAAGCAUCUCAGUAUGCUUCUUCUUUUUUCUUUCCUUUUUUUUUUUUAAUACUGCUAUAUUCAAAGGGUACUUUGGGGAAGGGGAAUCCUUUGCUUCCAAGGUGUCCUUGUCAAGAUGCAGCCCCUUGCACAGGCUUAAUGCAUUCUGUCCUGGGCUGGAUCUUGCCCCAGUACUCUACCAAUCCUGGAGCAGAUAGCUAGGAAGCAGAGGAGAAAGCUGGGUUGGCGGGUUUUUUCUGCUCAUUUUUCCCCCUGCCCCCACAACACUGCAUGGACUUGUCCUACAGAAGCCAAAGUACCUUCCCUGCAGUACAUGCUUCUAUUGGGGCUGGGAUAAGCUGUGGGGGACUCAGUCAGAUGGUGGGAGUGUAUGUUUGCAAGUGCAUGGUUGCCUGUGUGCAUGAGUGCUCACAUGCAUGGGUUUGGUGUGCACCUGGGUGUUUAUUACCAGUAUUGGGGGGGGAGGAGGACAUAGUGGGGCUUGGCUGUGUGCACUUGCAGGGAAUGGUGGGAUCCAGAAGCUGUGAUCUCAGUGUUGGCAUGGAUGAUUUCUUGGGCAAUUCAUAGGAGAGGAGCAGAGCUAGCGUUGGCUCUGCAUAGCAGUGCUGGACUUGUGAGACUGUUGCAUGCCUCUCUGCCUGCCUCUAGAGCCCCACAGGCUGUGCCUGUAGCAGGGCUGCUGCUUACAUGUGCUGGCUACUCCUUCUUACCAUGGGGUAAUAAAAGGGAGAAGAGGAAGGGUAAAAUUCUGAUUGUUGUGCACAAACAAAGCCUGUCAAGGCACAAGGUCCAUCUGUCUGCCCUUAGGGUGUGAGGAGGCUCGUGAAGAAACAAGCCAUGGGCCAAUUCUUCCUGGGGCCAAGAGGCUGUUUGGGGACCACAGUGCAGUCCAGAGCAUGUGCAACCCACAUCUGCAGCCUGGGCCAUGCAGACAAGACCAUGGAGAGGAAAAGGGGUUUAGGAGUGUGCUAAUUGCAGCUGGUUGGGCUGGUGUCUGCUCAGGCAUGGGCAGUGAGGAUCUGCUGUUGUAUUGGAUUGCUCAGCUCACUGAGGAGGCAGAUUCUUGUCUCCACCCUUACCACCACCCUUCCUUAGCAGAUGGCUUGACAGGGUGCCCAGAGCCUGGGUCGUAGUGGGCAGAGGGUGAAAAUCAUAAUGAACUUGCUCUCUUAGCCUUGCCGUGGAAAGACUGACUCAUGUUCCAAGCAGAAAUCCUGGAGGAGGAUAAAGAGGAAGGCGUUAGCACAAAGAAGUGUCGCCCUUCUGGCCAGCUGUUCUAAAGCAGGAGGGUUUUCAUUGGCCCUAACUCCAUCUGGGUUCCAUGGUCCUGUAUUGCCCAGCACAUGCCACCCUUGUGCUUCAUUCCUACCUGUGUCUCUCUCUUUUUUUCCUUCCUAGUCCCCCCUCUAGAGAAAAGAAAAUUGUCCACAAAACCAACUUGCUUGGCUCAUAAGUCAGAGACUCUAAUGAAAUGAAGAUGAAUGUCUUUUUCUGAUCAAAUGGAGAUGCAGUUCACCUUAGCUCCUCCUGCAUGUUGUGUGCCAUAAUGCCUCCGUAGAAAAACUGAAGGAACCUCUUUUUUGUUAUCAUUUUUGGUUUCUUUAAAAUCACCGUUCUCAAUUCUGUUGUGUCUUCCCCACAGGCAGAGAAGCCUCUUUGGGAACUGGGUAGACAGACAAACUUUGCUAGGAGAAUGCUUCUUCCCCAAAAGGAAGUUGUUGCUUUUUUUAAGUCCAGACUUGUUGAUGUAGCAGGAGGAACUCCUGUCACUGGUGCUGAGCAACUGUGUGGAGGUCUUAGGUAUAGAGAGAUGGUAGAGAAAUGGGGUCCCAGCUGAGAAAGAAGGAGCCUGUAUUGAGCAGGAUGAAAGCCACAGCACUGAGGGUGCAGCAUGGGGAGAAGAUGCUUUCCCCAGGGACAGCUGGAGGAGAGCAGGUGUGUUAGCUCGUGCAAUUCAGCAGUAGCACAGUAUGGAAGGAAGAAGCCAUUUCUUAUUUUUACUCUGAGGAGAGAGCCUGAGGUGUGCUCUAGGACCUCUUGGCUUUGCUUUGGCUCAGUGAUGAUAACACAAAGUCAUUGCCAGGCUUUGCUGGAGACAGAGGAGAAAGACAAGCCAGUCUUUGCGUGGGUGCUUUGGCAGCACCAGAGCCCCACUUCAGCAGGAGCUGAAGUUCACGUGUGCUGGGGCUGCACCUCCUUAUCUCCCACAGUGGGAGCAGCCUUUCCUCUGAUAUCAGCCCUUCCCAUGCACGGCCAUCCUUGGGUAAUUUUAGUGCACAGCAGUCAUGUCUUCAGUGUUGAGGUGUGGCCCUUGUUUCUUGUGAGUUUAGUAAGCCCACAGCUGCAGUAUCAGCUUCUCCCAUUCCUGAACUACAGCCUGUUGCUUUCACUCCUCCAUUAUUUGCUCCACCAUUCUUCUCUUCUCUCUCUGAUUUGUCUCUCCCUUCUGCUCCCUUGGGCUGGAGAAGAUGUUGCUGGAAAAGGAAUACUGGGGCUCUAGUGCAGAACUCUGCCCUGCCUGCCUCCUGGACUUACUCACUUCCUUAUUCUUAGGAAAUUAAAUUGAAACCAGACUUCUGUUGUAGUGGGAGGAAGGGGCUUUACAGAUGAAAUGCGUUCUUUAUUGUUUCUCUUUCUCAAGAAUUGUUUAAGCAUUUUUUGAUUUAAGGCCAAACCAGUCAAUGUUUGUCUAAUUUGUCUGGCUAACUCUGUGUUUAUUAUCCUUAGGGAGCUAGAGUGCUUGUCAUUAAAAAUCUUCCUUCUUGUCCCUGCAGGGAACAGACACUAACUACUAAGCUGGCUUUCACACAGUGAUUUUCCAAGGUGGUGGCUUGCCCUCUGCUCAGCCUUGCCUGUGCUGCCUGCUGGGACCUCUGCAGCCAGCUCCAGGUGGGCUGCCACAGGGGGGAAGUCAAAAGUAAGUGUGUGUGUGAAGUGGUGUGAGAGGCAAAGCAGGAGGCAGGCUUGUGUCAGAUCCUUGUUUCCCAGUGCCGGACUCUGAGGUGAGCACUGAAGCUCCUUCAUUUUAUCUGAACCAGGUUCUGAGAUUUGAGAAGGGAAAGACCAAGAGCCUUGUCCUGGCACUGAGGUGGAGCUGGGAUCAGACUAUCAGAGCCGGAUGACUGUGGGUUGUUGCAGCCCAUGGGGGCAGUGGGCAGUGAAUCCUGCUGUCUCUCUUGGAGGGAAUACAUCACCAGCCUUUUUCUGUAGCCCUUUUCAGCCUUGUGCUUUUCAUUCCCAAAGCCUUUUUUACCUUCAAAUUGGUAAAAAGUGGGGCCAGGAAAUAGGUGAAGCAGCAUGUGGCACACUCAAGCCUUGCACUUGUUUCUGUCUUUGUGCUUCCCACCUAGAAAGAGAUUGUGGCCUAUGCAUGGCUUUGGACUGGAGAAUGCCUCUUCCUCUUUUGCCCCAAGGGAAAGAAAGGACAUGGGCUUUGGUGCACUUGCAGCAGGUGAGCUUGCUAAAGCAGAGGGAGUAGGGCAGGUUAGACCUAUUUGCCCAUCUGGGGGUAGUGCCACACCCAAGAAAAGACACGGUGACUUUGUGCCUGUGGUUGGGAUGGAGGAUGACAUGCUCAAGCCCAGUCUUGCUGUUGCUUUCUCUGAUCCCUGUGUCCUGCUGAGGUGUUGUGGUUGUGCUGCCCAGGCCAGCCUACUCUGUGUCUCUGUGACAGACGAACAAGGAAACAGAGCUGGCAUGGAGGGAGAGUGUCAGAGCAGAAUGGGUGUUCAUUCCCUUUUGCCUGCCUUGCUGUUUCCUUGUGGGAUGGUGUCUCUUCCCCUCCUCAGUGUCCCUGGGGCUGUGUCCCUGUGUCCCAGCUCCUGCCAGCAAUCUCUGUGGCUGCUAUGCCUCUGCACUGUGAAGCGCUGUCCAGGGUCGCUCCUGGUUCCAUUGGUGAACACUGGUGGUGGAGAGGGAAGGGACGGCUCGUCCUGGCUUCACUGACCUCCAACCUUGCUGAGAAAGGAGGGAAGUGAGUGGGAGAAUGGAUCCUGUAUCCUUCCACCAUUGUGUUCUCCCUACCCUCCCUAGUCCCCUGAUUUCUGAGACAUUGGACAAACUCCCUCCUGUUAUGGAAAGGGAAGGGGAGCUGGAGGGUAAGGGAGUGGCAGGAGGGGCUCAGAUCCAGCAUUGAGAAAGAACUGUUUCUAAUGCAAUACACUGACAUUUUAAAGCUUUGAGCACUACAGGUAAUGGAUUAAGAAGGGAUCUGAAAUACUCUAAGAAUUCAAACAGCUGUUUUUUCCUGCCUGUGCGGAUGAUGAUGCAGUAUCAUCCUGGAGGUGGUCCAGCAGCACUUCUGAGCCUGGGGUCCACGUGGACCUACUGCUGGUGUUGCUCCUGGAGGGGCUCCAGGACACCCUGCUUUGGAAAAAGAAUGCGUGGACUUGCCAAAAACUAAAAAGAAAAGAAAAAAUAAGAGCAUCUGCAAAGCUCCUUUCAACUCUGUAAUUUAUAAACAGCAAGUAAUAAUGAACUUUUUGUAAGGAUAAAUCAAAUGUACAUUCUGAAAUCAUUUUCUCUGUAAAUGGUUGGAUUUCAUUUCACCCUUAAAGGGAUGCUUAAAAGGAGGAGAUAAAAAAUAAAAAAUUUAAAAAAUUUACAAAGUAUGAAAAGAAACCAA